CAGCCGUACCGGGUGCAAUGAGCGCUCCGUGCCGGCCCUGCCAUGGAAGGCUGUGACUCGCCCGUCAUCCCCGGGAAGGACAAUGGGUGCGGCAUCCCUCAGCACCAGCAAUGGACUGAUCUCAGCAGCACCCACCUCCCCGACACGGCUGGCAGCAUGGAGCAGCCCGCGGCGGAGAGCUGCGGCCCCCUGGACAGCCUGAGGGUCCCUUUCCCUGAGCGCGUCCCUGAGAGCAGCUCCGUGGCUGGCCCCGGUGCCGAGCCCGCCAGCAAGGAGGUGAGCUGCGGGCAGUGCGCGGCCUCCUUUGCCGGCCUGCAGAGCUACAUGGAGCACCGCUGCACCAGCGCCCGCCCACCCCCGCCACUGAGGGGGGAGAGCGGGAGCGAGAGCAGCGAGGACGGGGACGAGGAGAGCGAUGUGGAGAACCUGGCCGGCGAGAUUGUCUACCAGCCGGACGGCUCGGCCUACAUCGUGGAGAGCCUCAGCCAGCUGGUGCAGAGUGGGGCCGCCUGCGGCAGCGGGGCUCUCCCCUCGCUGCUCCCGAACUCUCUCUCCAAGCAGGGGGAGCCCUCCGGCGCCGCCCCCGUCUACCCACAGAUCAUCAACACCUUCCACAUAGCCUCAUCCUUCGGGAAGUGGUUUGAGGGCUCAGACCAGACCUUCCCGAAUACCUCAGCCCUGGCGGGCAUCAGCCCCGUCCUGCACAGCUUCCGCGUCUUCGAUGUGCGACACAAAAGCAACAAGGAUUACCUGAACAGCGAUGGUUCUGCCAAAAGCUCCUGCGUAUCCAAAGAUGUUCCCAACAAUGUGGACCUGUCCAAAUUUGAUGGCUUUGUGCUCUACGGGAAGAGGAAGCCCAUCCUGAUGUGUUUCUUGUGCAAGCUCUCCUUUGGGUAUGUCCGCUCGUUCGUGACCCACGCGGUGCACGACCACCGAAUGACUCUGAGUGAGGAGGAGCGGAAAAUUCUUAGCAAUAAGAACAUCUCCGCUAUCAUCCAAGGGAUAGGCAAAGACAAGGAACCUCUCGUCAGCUUUCUGGAACCAAAAAACAAAACCUUUCAGCACCCUCUUGUUUCCACAGCUAACCUCAUAGGCCCUGGACACAGUUUUUAUGGUAAAUUCAGUGGCAUUCGCAUGGAAGGCGAGCAGGCCCUGCAGGCCGGGCCGGCCGGCGGAGCGGAGCCGCCGCCUUCAGGCGUCCUGGCCCCCGGUGCGCUCCUCAACCUGGGUGGGCUGACCAGCUCGGCUCUGAAGACUCCAAUUACCUCAGUCCCCCUGGGCCCGCUGGCUUCCAGUCCCACCAAAUCCUCCGAGGGGAAGGACCCUGGGGUGGCAGAGGGGGAGAAGCAAGAGGGGGGUGACCAGGACAGCCUCUCAGAGAAGGCAGAGCCCAUCGAAGAGGUGGAGGAGGAGGAAGAAGAGGAGGUGGAGGAGGAGGAGGAGGAAGAAGAGGAGGAGGAAGAGGAAGAAGACGAGGAUGAUGAGGGUUGCAAAGGACUGUUUCCAAGUGAGUUGGAGGAUGAACUGGAGGACAGGCCCCAGGAGGACCCUGGGGCUGUGGCAGGUGGCAGCAGCAGCAGCAGCAGCAAAAAGGACCUUGCUCUCUCAAACCAAAGCAUUUCUAACUCUCCCUUAAUGCCUAACGUGCUCCAGACCCUGUCACGGGGCACAGCUUCUACUAGUUCUAAUUCUGCUUCUUCCUUUGUCUUUGAUGGUGCAAACAGGAGGAAUCACUUAAGCUUUAACAAUGAGGGCGGCGGAGCCAAUGUGGCAGAGGGCAGCAGGAGGCUGGACUUUAUCGAUGAAAGUGCCAAUAAAGACAAUGCCACAGCACCAGAACCAAAUGAGAGCACAGAGGGCGAGGACGGGAGCUACAUCUCCCAUCACCAGCAUGCUGGCCCCCUCUGUGAACUUGGGGGUGGGGAGUGCCCCUCGGGGAGCGGCGUGGAGUGCCCAAAGUGUGACACGGUCCUGGGCUCCUCGCGGUCGCUGGGUGGCCACAUGACUAUGAUGCAUUCUCGCAACUCAUGUAAGACACUCAAGUGUCCCAAGUGCAAUUGGCACUACAAGUACCAGCAGACGCUUGAGGCGCACAUGAAGGAGAAACAUCCUGAGCCGGGGGGCUCCUGUGUCUACUGCAAAAGUGGGCAGCCGCACCCACGGCUGGCACGGGGUGAGAGCUACACCUGUGGUUACAAGCCCUUCCGCUGCGAGGUCUGUAACUACUCCACUACUACCAAAGGCAACCUCAGUAUUCAUAUGCAGUCUGACAAGCAUCUCAACAACAUGCAAAACCUGCAGAACGGAGGGGGGGAGCAAGUCUUCAGCCACACUGCUGGGGCGGCAGCAGCGGCUGCAGCAGCCGCGGCCGCUGCGGCCGCAAACAUUGGCAGCACCUGUGGGGCCCCCUCCCCCACCAAACCAAAAACCAAACCCACGUGGCGGUGUGAGGUGUGCGACUAUGAGACCAACGUAGCCAGAAACCUUCGUAUUCACAUGACCAGUGAGAAGCACAUGCACAACAUGAUGCUGCUUCAGCAAAACAUGUCCCAGAUCCAACACAACCGGCACCUGGGCCUCGGUAGCCUGCCGUCCCCCGCCGAGGCCGAGCUGUACCAGUACUACCUGGCACAGAACAUGAACCUUCCCAACCUGAAGAUGGAUAGCACUUCCUCAGAUGCGCAGUUCAUGAUGGGUGGAUUCCAGCUUGAUCCCACCAAUCCCAUGGCAGCAAUGGCUCCAUCUCUAGUGGGUGGAGAGAUCCCCCUGGACAUGCGGUUAGGCGGUGGACAGCUGGUGUCUGAGGAGCUAAUGAACUUGGGUGAGAGUUUCACGCAGACAAAUGACCCAUCACUGAAGCUCUUCCAGUGUGCUGUGUGCAACAAGUUCACUACAGAUAAUUUGGACAUGCUGGGCCUCCACAUGAACGUGGAGCGCAGCCUCCCUGAAGAUGAAUGGAAGGCAGUGAUGGGAGAUUCAUACCAGUGCAAGCUGUGCCGCUACAACACACAGCUCAAGGCAAACUUCCAGCUCCACUGUAAGACGGACAAGCAUGUACAGAAAUACCAGCUGGUAGCACACAUCAAGGAGGGUGGGAAGGCCAACGAGUGGAGGCUGAAGUGUGUGGCCAUUGGGAAUCCGGUGCAUCUGAAAUGCAAUGCUUGCGACUACUACACCAACAGUCUAGAGAAGCUGCGUCUUCACACAGUGAACUCGAGGCAUGAGGCCAGCUUGAAGCUCUAUAAGCACCUUCAGCAUCACGAGAGCGGGGUUGAGGGUGAAAGCUGCUAUUACCACUGUGUGCUCUGUAACUACUCCACCAAGGCCAAGCUGAACCUCAUCCAGCACGUGCGCUCCAUGAAACACCAGCGCAGUGAGAGCCUCCGCAAGCUGCAGCGCCUCCAGAAGGGUCUCCCUGAAGAAGAGGAGGACCUGGGACAGAUCUUCACCAUCCGCAAGUGUCCGGCUGCCGAUGCGGAAGAAGCCACUGAAGAUGCAGAAGGGUCCAAUGAAACAGCUGUUGAUGCUGAAGAACCUGCCAAGGAGCAAGAGAGUGCAGGGGACAAGGACCAGAGCAAAUGGACAGCACCAGCCAGCCAGGCAGAGAAGGAGCUGAUGGAGCCUCCAGCAUCCUCUAAACGAGUACCGUUUUCCAGCAGCUCUGAGUCGCCUCUCUCCUUUAAAUGGUCAAAAACUUCAGAAGAGACCAAAUCGGAGCAGAUGUACCAGUGUCCAUACUGCAAGUACAGUAACACAGACGUGAAUCGGCUGCGGGUGCACGCCAUGACCCAGCACUCGGUGCAGCCCAUGCUCCGCUGCCCGCUCUGCCAGGACAUGCUCAACAACAAGAUCCACCUGCAGCUGCACCUCACUCACCUGCACAGUGUGUCCCCUGACUGCGUUGAGAAGCUCAUCAUGACGGUGACAACACCAGAGGUGAUGAUGCCCAGCAGCAUGUUUCUGCCAGCGGCCGCUCCGGAGAAAGAUGCUAGCUCUACCACCGAGGAGCCGGGAAAGCAGCCUGAGCUCUCUGAGGACUCAGGAAAGAGUCUUUUAACAUCGGAAGGUGCAGAGCACAGUGGUGAACCCAAGCCCGCUCCAGCUGAUCAGAGCUCUACCAGGGAGGACUCCGGUUUCCUCUGCUGGAAGAAGGGAUGCAACCAAGUGUUCAAAAGCUCAGCAGCCCUGCAGACACAUUUCAACGAAGUUCAUGCCAAGCGCCCUCAGCUGCCAGUGUCUGAUCGCCAUGUCUACAAGUACCGCUGUAACCAGUGCAGCUUGGCAUUCAAAACCAUCGAGAAGCUGCAGCUCCAUUCCCAAUACCAUGUGAUCCGGGCAGCCACCAUGUGCUGCCUCUGCCAGCGCAGCUUCCGAACCUUCCAGGCCUUGAAGAAGCACCUGGAAACCAGCCAUCUGGAGCUGAGUGAGGCCGACAUUCAGCAGCUGUAUGGUGGUCUUUUGGUCAAUGGAGACCUUCUUGCUAUGGGUGAUCCUUCACUUGCAGAAGACCACACUAUUAUAGUUGAGGAAGAUAAGGAGGAAGAGAGCGACUUGGAAGAUAAGCAGAGCCCAACAGGGAGUGAUUCGGGGUCGGUACAAGAGGAUUCUGGCUCUGAACCAAAAAGGGCCUUACCCUUCAGGAAGGGCCCUAACUUCACUAUGGAGAAAUUCCUAGAUCCAUCUCGCCCUUACAAAUGCACAGUCUGCAAGGAGUCUUUCACGCAAAAGAACAUUCUCCUGGUUCAUUACAAUUCAGUUUCUCAUCUGCAUAAACUGAAACGAGCCCUCCAAGAGUCUGCUACUGGGCAACCUGAACCUACCAGUAGCCCCGACAACAAACCCUUUAAGUGUAACACAUGCAACGUGGCCUACAGCCAGAGCUCUACCUUGGAGAUCCACAUGAGGUCUGUCCUACACCAAACCAAGGCUCGCGCGGCCAAGUUAGAGGCAGCUGGGGGCAGCGGCAGUAGUAAUGGAGCUGGCAAUAGCAGCAACAGCAAUCUCUCUUUGGGUUCAUCUACACCAAGCCCAGUGAGCACUAGCAACAGUAAUGCUUUUACAACCACCAACACAAGCAAUUCAGGCACAGCUCCCAUUCCCAGUCUGCUCAAUCAGGUGCCCAGUGACACUGUGGGAAUUCCUCCCAUAGGUAACCCCGUUAGCACUAAUAUCUCCUCCCCUUCUGAGCCCAAAGAGGUAAACCGGAAGAAGCUGGCAGACAUGAUUGCAUCCAGGCAGCAGCAACAGCAGCAACAGCAGCAACAGCAACAGCAACAGCAAGCUCAGACCUUGGCACAGGCACAGGCCCAAGUCCAGGCCCACCUGCAGCAGGAACUGCAGCAACAAGCUGCUCUCCUGCAGUCUCAGAUCUUCAAUCCAGCACUUUUGCCACACUUUCCAAUGACCACUGAGACCCUUCUGCAGCUUCAACAACAGCAGCAUCUUUUGUUUCCUUUCUACAUUCCCAGUGCUGAGUUCCAGCUCAACCCAGAAGUUAGUUUGCCUGUCACCAGUGGUGCACUGACACUGACUGGUACAGGUCCGACUUUGCUGGAGGACCUGAAGGCUCAGGUUCAACUCCCUCAACAGAGCCAUCCACAGCUCCUUCAGCAGCAGCAAGGUCAGCUGUCCUUGUCACAACCUCACUCCGUUCUUAUACAACAGAGUCAGCACCCAGAGAAGAAGAAUAAACCCGUAGUGAAGGACAAGGAAAAAGAAACCCCACGGGAAAGUGCGGAGAGGGGAGACACUAAUGCAGCAUCUAAGGAGUCUCUGCCUGAUAACUUGAAGCCCAAAGACAAGAAGGACUUCGUACCAGGCAGCAGUUCAGAGCCCUCCUUACUGCCACCACGUAUUGCAUCUGAUGCGAGGGGGAAUGCCACAAAAGCCUUGCUGGAAAACUUUGGCUUUGAGCUUGUCAUUCAGUAUAACGAGAACAAGCAGAAGGUGCAGAAGAAAAAUGGAAAGACGGAGCAAGGUGAGAACUUGGAAAAGCUGGAGUGUGAUACAUGUGGAAAAUUCUUUUCAAACAUCCUCAUUCUGAAGAGUCACCAAGAGCAUGUUCACCAACAUUACUUUCCGUUUAAGCAGUUAGAGAAAUUUGCCAAACAGUACCGAGAACACUAUGACAAACUGUACCCACUACGGCCUCAGACCCCAGAGCCACCGCCACCGCCUCCACCACCCCCACCUCCACUCCCUCCAGCACCUCCUCAGCCAGCUUCUACUCCUACCAUUCCUACUUCUGCCCCACCGAUUACCUCUCCUACAAUUGCACCAGCCCAGCCAUCUGUGCCACUCACCCAGCUCUCCAUGCCAAUGGAGCUCCCCAUCUUCUCACCACUGAUGAUGCAAACCAUGCCACUACAAACAUUACCUGCUCAGCUGCCACCCCAGCUUGGUCCUGUAGACCCUCUGCCUACUGACUUGGCCCAGUUAUACCAGCAUCAGCUCAACCCAAGCCUUCUCCAGCAGCAGCAGAACAAGAGGCCACGGACACGGAUCACCGAUGACCAACUCAGAGUCCUUCGGCAAUAUUUUGAUAUUAACAAUUCCCCGAGUGAGGAACAGAUCAAAGAGAUGGCAGACAAGUCUGGAUUGCCCCAGAAGGUGAUCAAGCACUGGUUCAGAAAUACUCUUUUCAAAGAACGCCAGCGCAACAAGGAUUCCCCAUACAAUUUCAGUAAUCCCCCCAUUACUAGCCUGGAAGAGCUGAAGAUAGACUCACGGCCUCCUUCUCCAGAACCUCAAAAGCAAGAGUACUGGGGAAGCAAACGGUCCUCCCGGACACGCUUUACUGACUACCAACUCAGAGUCCUGCAAGACUUCUUCGAUGCCAAUGCUUAUCCAAAGGAUGAUGAAUUUGAGCAGCUGUCUAACUUGCUGAACCUCCCAACACGCGUCAUAGUGGUGUGGUUUCAGAAUGCCCGUCAGAAAGCUAGAAAAAACUACGAGAAUCAGGGAGAAGGCAAAGAUGGGGAACGGCGGGAGCUUACAAAUGACAGAUACAUUAGAACAAGCAACUUGAAUUACCAGUGCAAAAAGUGCAGCCUAGUCUUUCAGCGCAUUUUCGAUCUCAUUAAACACCAGAAAAAGCUUUGUUACAAAGAUGAGGAUGAGGAUGGACAGGAUGAUAGCCAGAAUGAAGACUCUAUGGAUGCAAUGGAGCUUCUGACUCCAACCAGUUCCUCCUGCAGCACACCAAUGCCCUCACAAGCUUAUAGCACGCCUACAUCUUCAGCUAAUGCAACCUCCUCAGCUUUUAUGCAGCUCACAGCAGAGGCAGAUGAUUCCUCCACCUAUAGUUCUAAAGUAGAAGCUACAGAUGAGAAACCAAAGCAGUCUGAACCUCCAAGUACACAGCAAAACCAAACUCAAGAGAAGCAAGUGCAACCAAAGCAAGAGUCUCAGCAGCAACUGGACCAAGGAGAACAGAAGACAAGUUCAGCACACCAAAAGAUUUCACAGUUAUCCUCCCCCUCUUCACUGCAACAGCCACCUCCACCUCCUCAGCCCCCUCAGUGUUCCUUAUCACAGUCAAGCCCAAGUCCAUCUCAACUGCCACAUCUCUCCCUCAAACCCAUUCACACGUCCACCCCUCAACAGCUGGCAAACCUACCUCCGCAGCUAAUCCCAUAUCAGUGCGACCAGUGUAAGCUGGCAUUUCCUUCCUUUGAGCAUUGGCAGGAGCAUCAGCAGCUUCAUUUUCUGAGUGCACAAAACCAGUUUAUCCAUCCUCCAUUCCUGGACAGAACACUGGAUAUGCCCUUCAUGCUUUUUGAUCCCAGUAAUCCACUACUUGCGAGCCAGCUGCUGUCUGGUACGUUACCACAGAUUUCAGCAACUUCAGCUACUUCACCAUCAACACCAACAUCCACAAUGAACACACUGAAGAGAAAGCUGGAGGAGAAGGCCAGUGCGAGCCCUGGAGAAAAUGACAGCGGGACUGGAGGAGAAGAACCACAAAGGGAUAAGCGUCUCAGAACAACGAUUACCCCAGAGCAGCUGGAAAUUCUUUAUCAGAAAUAUUUGCUCGACUCCAACCCAACACGGAAAAUGUUGGAUCACAUUGCACAUGAAGUGGGCUUGAAGAAACGUGUGGUGCAAGUUUGGUUUCAGAACACCCGUGCACGGGAAAGGAAGGGGCAGUUCAGAGCUGUGGGGCCUGCCCAAGCCCACAGACGGUGUCCAUUCUGCCGAGCUCUCUUUAAAGCAAAGACGGCUCUUGAAGCUCACAUCCGAUCGCGCCACUGGCAUGAGGCCAAGAGAGCUGGAUACAACUUGACGCUGUCUGCUAUGCUCUUAGAUUGCGAUGGGGGACUCCAGAUGAAGGGAGACAUCUUCGAUGGAGCAAGUUUUUCCCACGUGCCACCAACUAGCAGUGAUGGUCAGAGUGUUCCCCUCUCCCCUGUGAACAAGAGCAUGGAACUGUCACCUCGAACACUGCUGAGUCCAUCCUCCAUUAAGGUGGAAGGGAUAGAGGACUUUGAGAGUCCCUCCAUGUCCUCAGUCAACCUGAGCUUUGACCAAACAAAGCUGGACAACGAUGACUGCUCUUCUGUCAACACUGCAAUCACAGACACUACAACAGGAGACGAAGGGAAUGCAGACAAUGAUAGUGCAACAGGGAUCGCAACUGAAACCAAAUCGACAUCAGGACCCAGCGAAGGUCUGACAAAAGCUGCCAUGAUGGCAAUGUCUGAAUACGAAGAUCGGCUGUCUUCUGGCCUGGUCAGCCCAGCUCCCAGCUUUUACAGCAAAGAGUACGAUAAUGAAGGUACUGUGGACUAUAGUGAAACAUCCAGCCUUGCGGAUCCCUGCUCACCCAGUCCUGGUGCAAGUGGUUCAGCCAGCAAAUCUGGGGAGAGCGGGGAUCGGCCCGGACAGAAACGCUUUCGCACUCAGAUGACUAAUCUCCAGCUAAAAGUUCUUAAGUCAUGCUUUAAUGACUACAGGACACCUACCAUGCUGGAGUGUGAGGUCCUGGGCAAUGACAUUGGACUGCCAAAGAGAGUUGUUCAGGUCUGGUUCCAGAAUGCUAGGGCAAAGGAGAAGAAGUCCAAACUCAGCAUGGCCAAGCAUUUUGGUAUAAACCAAACAAGUUAUGAGGGACCCAAAACAGAGUGCACUUUGUGUGGCAUCAAGUACAGCGCUCGACUGUCUGUACGUGACCAUAUCUUCUCUCAACAGCAUAUCUCCAAAGUUAAAGAAACCAUUGGAAGCCAGUUGGAUAAGGAAAAGGAGUAUUUUGACCCAGCUACUGUACGUCAGUUGAUGGCUCAGCAGGAGCUGGACCGGAUCAAAAAAGCCAAUGAGGUUCUUGGUCUGGCAGCUCAACAGCAGGGCAUGUUCGAUAACACCCCUCUGCAAGCUCUUAACCUUCCUGCUGCAUACCCAGCACUACAGGGCAUCCCUCCAGUCUUGCUCCCAGGCCUCAACAGCCCAUCCUUACCAGGCUUCACUCCAUCCAACACAGCUUUAACUUCUCCCAAACCCAACCUGAUGGGCCUGCCCAGCACAAGCGUCCCUUCACCCGGCCUUCCCACCUCUGGAUUACCAAAUAAGCAGCCCCCGGCAGCACUCAGCUCGCCCACCCCAGCGCAGGGCACGGCCAUGGCCCCACAGCAGCAGCUGGCGACGACACCGCAGCCACAGCCGCAGCAGCAGCCCCCGCCGCCACGCAAGGAGAAGGAGGGCGAGAAGGCGAAAGAGAAGGAGAAGGCGCCCAAGGGGAAGGGGGACCCCCUGCCAGGGCCCAAGAAGGAGAAGGGGGAGGUGCCGGCGGGUGCCCUCGCAGCCCCACUGCCCGCCAUGGAGUACGCGGUGGAACCGGCACAGCUCCAGGCACUGCAGGCUGCCCUGAGCUCCGACCCCACCACGCUGCUGACCAGCCAGUUCCUGCCCUACUUCGUCCCUGGAUUCUCCCCCUACUACGCCCCGCAGAUCCCUGGCGCCCUGCAGAGCGGGUACCUGCAGCCCAUGUAUGGGAUGGAGGGGCUCUUCCCCUACAGCCCCGCGCUGUCACAGGCACUGCUGGGGCUGUCCCCUGGCUCCCUGCUGCAGCAGUACCAGCAAUACCAGCAGAGUCUGCAGGAGGCAUUGCAGCAGCAGCAGCGGCAGGCGCAGCAGCAGCAGCAGCAGCAGCAGCAGCAGCAGCAGAAAGCGCAGCAGCCCAAAGGAAGCCAAACCCCCGUCCCUGCGGGGGCCGCCACCCCGGACAAAGACCCUGCCAAAGAACCCCCCAAGCAAGAAGAGCAGAAGAACGCACCCCGCGAGGUGUCCCCCCUCCUGCCCAACCCCCCCGAGGAGCCCGAAGCAGAAGGCAAGGGCGCGGACUCCCUCUGCGACCCCUUCAUCGUCCCGAAGGUGCAGUACAAACUGGUCUGCCGCAAGUGCCAGGCGGGCUUCGGUGACCAGGAGGCGGCCAGCGACCACCUGAAGUCCCUCUGCUUCUUCGGCCAGUCCGUGGCGAACCUGCAGGAGAUGGUGCUUCACGUGCCCACCGGCAGCGGCCAGGGCAGCGGCUCGUACCAGUGCGUGGCGUGCGAGAGCACGGUGUGUGGGGACGAAGCCCUCAGUCAGCAUCUCGAGUCAGCCCCGCACAAACACCGAACAAUCACAAGAGCAGCAAGAAACGCCAAAGAGCACCCCAGUCUAUUACCUCACUCUGCCUGCCCCCCCGACCCCAGCACCGCAUCUACCUCGCAGUCGGCCGCUCACUCAAACGACAGCCCCCCGCCCCCCCGGCCCCCCCCGGCUUCCCCCCACGCCUCCAGAAAGCCCUGGCCCCCGGCCGCCCCCCGCGCCCCGCCGGGGAAGCUGCCGCCACCGCCCUUCCCUCCUCUCUCCUCAUCUUCAACGGUUACCUCAAGUUCAUGCAGCACCUCAGGGGUUCAGCCCUCGAUGCCAACAGACGACUAUUCGGAGGAGUCUGACACGGAUCUUAGCCAAAAGUCAGAUGGACCGGCGAGCCCGGCGGAGGGGCCCCGGGAGCCCGGCUGCCCUAAGGACAGUGGUCUAGCUAGCGUAGGAAUGGACACCUUCAGAUUGUAAGCUUUGAAGAUGAACAAUGAAAAUGAAUUUAAAUAAAAAAAAAGUUAAUAACAAACCAAUUUCAAAAAUAGACUAACUGCAAUUCCAAAGCUUCUAACCAAAAAAAGAAAAAAGAAAAAAAGAAAAAGUGUGGGUUGUUUUCCCAUAUAACGAUGCCGGUGGGUUUUACAUUUCUUUUUUCCUUUCCUUUUAAUAAAAUAAAACUGAAAAAAAAAAAAAAAAAAAAAAAAAAAAAAAAAAAAAGAGAGAGAAAAAAAAAAAGAAAAAGACAAACCUGUUACAUUUGUCCUUUGGAAGGUACUGUUGGUCUGGGAGAUGAGAGCCCGUGCUGCCUCCGUAGUGUCCUCGGAGCGGAAGCCCCUUGUACAUUGCCCCUUCUCAGUAACGCCCCACGUCGAUAGCACAGCAGAGGCCGGCAUGCACUGUAUGGGAAAGCAGCCCACCUUGUUACAGUUUUAAAUUUCUUGCUAUCUUAGCAUUCAGAUACCAAUGGCUUGCUAAAAGAAAAAAGAAAUGUAAUGUCUUUUUAUUCUCAGGUCAAUCGCUCACACUUUGUUCUGUUUUCAGAAUCAUUGUUUUUUAUAUAUAUAUAUAUAUAUAUAUAAAAUUUCUUUUUGUUUGUUUGGGGGUUUUUUGUUUUGUUUUGUUUUUGUUCCAGAAAAGGUUUUUUUUUUCUUUUUUCUUUUUUUUUUCCUUUUAUUUUUUUCGUUAAUUUAAAAUGGGCAGAAAGUAUUCAAGAGAAAAACAAUGUGAACUGCUUUAGCUUUUCGGGGAUUUUAAGGGUAGCUUUUCUGCUGAAGCCAAUUUCAAGGGGAAAAGUUAAGCACUCCCACUUUUCAGAAAAAAAAAAAACCACAAAGAGUGUUGAGGACUCGGAGCUUAAAAAAUAAGUUUUAAAACAACUGACUUUCUGUAUUUAUGAUAGAUAUGACCAUUUUUGGUGUUGAGUAGAUUGUUGCAUUGGAAAUGAACUGAAGCAGUAUGGUAGAUUUAAAAGAAAAAAAAACCCUUUUGUGUACAUUUAGCUUUUGUAUGGUCCAGCUGACGGCUUCUCAUUUGAUGUUGUCUUGUUCAUUCCUAGCCAGAUAGAUUGCAAUCCAUUGACUCGCCCAAGCUUUUCUCCCUUUGUACCUUUAUCCCCACUUCCCCCAUCCUGUAAUCUUCCACUUAUGGUUGCUACCUUCAUUUCUUAGAGGGUGGUUGCAUAAUUAUUUUAUAAAAACUAAAGAAAGAAGUUCAAAGGGUUUUGGGGGUCAGUAGGAUCCCUUGCAGAAUAUUUUUUGUUGGGGGUUUGAAACUUUUUAAGGCGAAUACAUACGAUUUACCUGUGUCUGUUACCCUUGUGCACUUAUCUCUUCCUUAUUUUCCAUUCUUCCUGUUGGGUUUUUGUUUGUGUUGGUUUGUUUUUUGUUUUUUGUUUUUUUUUUUCCUCUUCUUUUCCUCAUUUGUAAAUGCUUCAAAGACUCUGUUCCUGAACUAUACGCAUUUGUUUCUGUUUGUGUAAUUAGGCUGCACUCUGUUCCUCCUUUAAAAAAAAACAACAAGGUUUUGUUACAUUUUUUUUCUCUAAAGAAAAUUCAUGCUUUAAAUAAAAUCCAAAGACAUACCCUUUCACCACUGGUGCAGAAUGAGCAAAAAGGAUUCUUUUUACUUGAGAAUUUGUUUCUGAUUAAACAAACAAGUCUAAGUUUAAAUAAAGAAUAAAAAAAAGUACCCAGGUUGUUAUCUGUGCUUCUUCUGCAAGCAGAGAGACAACUCGCAGCGCACCCAGCAGCCCCGGCCAUGCUGUUGGCCCCGGGGCGGCCGCGGGGCUGCGUGCGGGCGCUGUGCUGGGCCGUCUGCGCUCCGCCACCUCCUGCGGUCCGGACUUGGAAAGAUAAACUCGGUGCUGCCACCACGCAGAGCCUGGAGACAAAGAGAUGCUCACCGUUCCACUUGUGUAGCCAAACAUCAACAGGAAUGAUGUCCUUCCCCCAUGUCCUCUGCCCUGAAAGCGCGAGAGCCUUCUCCCCGCCACCCUCCUCCUCCUCCUGCUUCAAAGGGAACUUGGAUAACUGUGAACGUGGGCUCCUCCGCCACCCCCGGGCUCCCCAGGGCUGAGGCCGUGCGUCGCCGCCACGAGAGCCUGGAGCACCCCGAGAGACGAACGUGGGUUUCAUUUCUUAGCGGGACUCUUUUGUUUUUAUGGAGUUUUGGUUUUAGUUUGACGAAAGACUAGAUCCCGAACUGCUGUACAUAUUUCUAACUAGGCUGAUGCACAGUGCAGAUUCUUUUUUUAAUUGUUUUUUAAGUAGACGAUACUAAAGAGAGUACAUCCGAUGUUCCUACCAGUAUCAGCUGUAGCAUAAGGUGUCAAAACGGAAGUGAGAACACGAAACGCAUUCACUGUUUUAACAAGCCGUUUUCUUUUAACAGAAGUUCUUGUAUUUCUCCCCGUGUUUGAGAUGAACAUUUUUUAAAUUCUAAAGUUGUACAGUUUUGGUUUUCCAUUAUUUGAUCUUGUUUGUAAUUCUAUGAAAUAUAUAUAUAUAUAUUUUUUGCCAUUUAACUGUUGUAUGUUACUCUGUCUGUACCAUAUAGAAAUUUUUUGUUUGUUUUUGAUUCUGUGAUACGAGUUAACAAUUGAACACUAGCUUUAUCUGUCAAGUUCUGCGAGGUCUCUUUGAAACCCAUUGGUUUUUGUUGUUUUUUUUGUUUUGUUUGUUUGUUUUUGUUAUUGUUGUUUUUUUGUUGUUUUUUAUUAAUUGUAUUGCUUGGUCAUAGUGCAAUUUCCCUCUCCCCCUCCCCCCUCCUCCUUCCCGCCCACUAAAAGGUUUUAUAAAUUCAUUUCCUUGUAUUUUUUGUAAAUGUUUCUAGAGACUUUCAGUGCGAGGCUGCCUCCUCCCCUCGCCACAGCAUGGCGGUGGGACCGGACUGCAGCCCCACACAUCGCGGCCCCACACACCGCAGCCACUGCCCAUGGGAUGUGGUGGGGCGGAUGUGUGGUGGGGCCACAUCCAUCUGCCCCCAGCAUACCCUCCAUCCGCCUGGGAGCGGGGAGAGCAAGGGGCGAGGAGAAGAUCUUAAACUUAGCAUUGAGCGGGUUUCUGUUUUAUUUUUAAUAAAAAGCUUUUUUUAAAGUGGUGAAGAUGGCCAAAGUUUCAUACAACUGAGAAUAAAGUAAGGUGAAAGGCACGUGUUGGGGCCACCCGUGCCCACGGGGCAGGUGGGGCGGGAGCAGGCGAGGGAGGCACCGGCACCGCCAGCACACCCGCUGUUCAUGGAAAUAUAUUUUGCUUUAGAAAACAAAAAUUAAACCUUUAAAUAGAAGCAGAAAUGGGGUUGGUUGGUUGGUUGGUUGGUUGGUUGGUUGUUGGCUGGUUGGUCGGUUGGUUGGUUGGUGGUUGGUUGGCUGGCUGGCUGGUUCGUUGGUUGGCUGGUUUGUUGGUUGGUUGGUUGGCACUGAGAUACUGCCCACUGUGAAACACAAAGCUUUGAAUAUUUUAUUUUGGUUUUAUUUUGGGGGGUGAGUUUGGGUAGAACAGAAAGCAUAAAUGAGGUGAAGAGGGGUAUGAACAGCCUUUGCAAUGUACAAAAAAUAGAGCAAGUGAAACCAAAAAUGAUGUUCUUGGUGUUUUUCUAUAAUGUAGUCUUGUUAGCUUUUUUUGUUACUGUAACAAUGCUGAUCUCAAACUGUACCAAAAUUCAUGGAGACGAACAGAAACAGAAACCACAUGGAACUUUCAAAACUUUGAAAAGAUUUGUCACAAAAGACUUUGUUGUCAUAGUUGAGUUGACUGUAGAUGGUAAUUGAAUAUACUCCUUUGGAAAUAUUUCAUCA
Molecule: messenger RNA, 14872 nt
Organism: Gallus gallus (chicken)
Lineage: Eukaryota; Metazoa; Chordata; Aves; Galliformes; Phasianidae
Gene: ZFHX3
Product: zinc finger homeobox 3
Exons: 9
Coding region: 43-11052 (3669 amino acids)
Biological process (GO): regulation of transcription by RNA polymerase II; regulation of neuron differentiation; brain development
Cellular component (GO): nucleus
Molecular function (GO): DNA-binding transcription factor activity, RNA polymerase II-specific; RNA polymerase II cis-regulatory region sequence-specific DNA binding; zinc ion binding
Source: RefSeq, marked inferred